This is a messenger RNA of Vigna umbellata (rice bean), 594 nucleotides long. The record is from RefSeq and is a predicted model, not a curated record. Lineage: Eukaryota; Viridiplantae; Streptophyta; Magnoliopsida; Fabales; Fabaceae.
UAAGGUUCAAACAAGAUGCAGAACGAGGAAGGACAGAUCACCGAGCUUUACAUUCCUAGAAGUGUUCUGCCUACAAACAGGUUGAUUACUGCGAAGAACCAUGCUUCGGUUCAGAAAAUUGGUCUUGUGGAUGAGAAUGGUACUAAUGGUCAAUUCUCCACCUUUGCCCUUUGCGGCUUCAUCCGUGCCUCAGCAUUUCUUGCUCUUAAUAUCCAGGGUGAUGCCGACAGUGCCCUAGAUCGCUUGUGGCAGAAGAAGAAAGCUGAAGUUAAGCAACAGUGACGCCCAUGUUACUUUGUUAUGUAUUAAUUUUUACUUUUGCUAGUAAUAUUGAGGAUUAUGUAUCUGAAUUUUCUUUGGUACUUGGUACCCUCUUUUGGUACUAGGUACCCCCAACUAAGGUUGGUAAUAUUCGGUUGUCUUAUAUUUCAAUCUUAAAUUAUAUCUCGCUGUAUUUUACCACAAAUCCUUUACUGAAGGAUAAUCCUUCUCUUUCUGUUUAAAAGUAGUGUGGUAAUUUGUGUGAUGUUUGGGGCCAAGUCAAUUUUUGAAUGUUUAUUUGUUGAAGGCUUUUAAAAUGUUUGCCUUUUAAGU